UCAGUAAUAUAUUGUCGGGAAACCGUUCAGGCAUUUUCACAAACACUUACCGGGCAGCUUUUGAUCAUGGAGAAGCAAGCCGCGCCGCCGACGCAGAUGACGUACAUACAGGCGGACGUCGCCACCUUCAAAGACCUGGUUCAGAAACUCACCGGCGGAUCACCGCACAAGCUGCGGCCAAAGGCCGCCCUCCAUCGGAAGUCGCCCUUCAAGCUUCGAGACAGGAGGAAGCAUUCCGUCCGCGAUCUCGAGAUAAUAUCGGCCGGAAAUUGCUCGCCGGCUCGGACAAUUGGGCAGCUUUCCGACUCUCCGGUGGACGGGCCGGGGACGCCGAUUGGGUGUGAGUCGGCGGUAAUAAGGAAUGAGUCGCCGGCGUCUGAGGAGGAGAGGGCCAUUGCGGAGAAUGGGUUUUAUUUGCAUAUGUCGCCGGCGAAAGCUGAACCGCCGGUUCUAUUGGCUCUGUUUCCUUUGACUUCUCGAAAUAAGGAGUUUUAAUUUAUUUAUUUUAUUAGAUAAUUAAUCUAUACUUUAGUUUGCUAACUAAUUGUACUUAGAAUUGAAUUUAAAAUAAAAAACAAUUUAGCUACCGUUUGGUUACAUGUUCAAAUUUAAGAUGGGUGUUGGAUUUGAACUGAAUUACUUUAUAACUUAUAUAUAUAUAUUGGAUAUAGAUCUUGUUAAUC
Andrographis paniculata is the source of this 683-nucleotide messenger RNA. Its product is annotated as VQ motif-containing protein 31-like. The transcript has a single exon. Lineage: Eukaryota; Viridiplantae; Streptophyta; Magnoliopsida; Lamiales; Acanthaceae. Bases 67 to 495 code for a protein of 142 amino acids. The record is from RefSeq and is a predicted model, not a curated record.